GUGGCAGCAACAAUGUGGCAGGCACAGAGUUGGCUGCAUAGUUCACAGGUUUCACGUUGUGGUUGCACCAGGAACUAAACUGGAAAGUGGUCCAGCAACUCUCCACUUCUGCAAUGAUAUUUUGGUACUAGUAAAAGACAACCCACCUACUAUCAUGGGGCAGUGGAAACUCUCAGAUCUUCGACGCUAUGGAGCUGUUCCUAAUGGAUUUGUCUUUGAAGGUGGAACUCGAUGUGGCUUCUGGGCUGGUGUCUUUUUCCUCUCUUGCAUGGAAGGAGAGAAGAUCAGCUUUCUCUUUGACUGCAUUGUUCAUGGCAUUUCUCCAAUGAAAGGCUCUUUUGGCUUACGUCCUGUUCUACCAGAUCCCAGUGCAAAUCCUGCAUGCAUGGAAGAGAGAGUGGCCCAUGAAGCUUUGCAGUUAGAAAAGCGCCUCAGCCUUCUAUCCCAUGAAAGUUACCAUGGCAGUGGAGGUGAAGACAGAAGUUUAUCAAGUUCAUCUUCAGACACAAGUCGUUCUGAUGCUAGCAUUGGGAGCAGAUUGACUAUUUGGCCUGAUCAGGCUUCAACUAGUACUUCUCAAGAGAGUCAUGGACUGCCUGCAGUAAAAUGCAGUCACCUUGGGGAAGAAAAAGUCCAUUCAGAAGUUGUCCGCAGUGUCACCAAGCCACCUUCUAAACUGCUUCGCUCUAGACAGCUACAAGAAAUAGGUCGCCAAAGUUCUUCUGAUAGUGGGAUAGCUACUGGGAGUCACUCGUCUUACUCUGGAAGUUUCUCCUCCUAUGCUGGGAGCCUGGACAUUUGCCAUGGUGAUGAAUUUGGGUCACUAUUGAGCCUGCCACUGAAUCUUUCCUCAGACCAGAAUGUGUGCACUUGCCCACCUAGUGAGCAUCAGAGGAACCCUGGCUUGGAGUACCAGGUUCCCAGCUCCCUUAGGCAUGCUUAUGACACACCCAGGAGUUUGUUACAGAUAUCUGCUAAAGAUGCACAAUGUCCCAACUCCUCCCAAUCAAAGGACCAGAUACAACAAGGAAUUGGCGACCUGAAUCUUCUGGUACCCCAUCUGGAAGCACAAGCUACUCCUGAAUACAGUGGAGAAAAGGGCACUCAGGAACCCUUUCUCAUAGAAAAUACAAAAGACUCAUUCCCUGAAGAAAGCAUGGAUUUCAUUUCAAAGUGGCCACAUCUAACACAGCAAGGACAGGUGUUAGACUCUAGAAGUACUGAGGUGACCCCAGUUGCUGGGGUCUCUAGCAGCACUUGUGAAAUAUGCUGCUCCCCACCGGGGACAACACGAGCUGUCUUUUCAUCUUGCCCAGUUUGUGGUGGGCUAAAGGAAACACCAAUUUUAUCUCCUGGGGUAUUACCAGCUAACUCAGGACCUAAAGGAUGCUAUGAAUUGAUGAUGCCACCUUCAGAAUCUGGCUCUCUUCCUGAUCCUGAAGAAGUUGGAGCAGUAGGUUAUCCAGCAGAUCUGUCCAUUUCUGAUCGACUGCGCAGUGAGAUGACUAACUAUGUUAAUAUUCCUACUAGCCCUACAUCAAAGAAACAGCUUCAUUACAUGGAACUGGAACUCCAAGAACCUGGUACAAACAUAAGAGGGAGUGAAUCAACCAAGUAUGCACAGAUUGAUAUUACAGCAACAGAGACAGCCCAUAAAGUGGGGACACAACAUGCACAGUUUAGAGAAGAACGACUGCAAGAGCUUGAACAGAAGAAGAAAGGCAGCCAGACAUCUUAUUCAUAGAAGAAACUAAAUUGCUAACCUUAACACAGUAGCACUUAUUAAUGUUUAAUGAUUUUACUAAACACUGCCAUUGUUUUCAGAAUUAUACAGAUUCAUUCCAAUUUAUUGAUUUCCAGUUUGAAAACUGGUAGCAUGGUGUGGGUGUGUGAUGAUUAUAAAAAAUACUGGUUGUAAACAUGUUUAAUAGAUCACAUAUGUUGUAUUUUUCAUAUCUUACUAAAUCAUGUAUCAAAUGUACAUGAUUUUUAAACUGAGGCAUUUAAUUUAAAGAAAUUUGAAUAAGAUGUAAAUGUAGCUAAGUAUACAAAAGUUUUGCUUUAUACAUCUUGUGUUCUGACAUAAUACCUUGCUUUGUUAAGAGAUAAGGUGGCUUUUCAUGUCAUUUUUUUCAAAAGUGAAAGCUAUUUUUACUACUAUUAUUUUUAUUUAUACCCCAUCUUUUCAGACAAGUGGGACUCAAGGCAUUUUACUACCAUAUUUUCUGGCGUAUAAGACGACU
Molecule: messenger RNA, 2243 nt
Organism: Sceloporus undulatus (fence lizard)
Lineage: Eukaryota; Metazoa; Chordata; Lepidosauria; Squamata; Phrynosomatidae
Gene: DOK7
Product: docking protein 7
Exons: 9
Coding region: 155-1744 (529 amino acids)
Biological process (GO): neuromuscular junction development; positive regulation of protein tyrosine kinase activity
Molecular function (GO): protein kinase binding
Source: RefSeq, a predicted model, not a curated record